AUGGUGCCCUAUCUGAGCAAGUAUUUGUACUCGACAUCUUCCAAGGUCACCAAAGGGGAGAGAGACGUGGUCCAAGCUUUCGCCCAGCAGCAGCAGAAGGAGCCGAAGGAGAAAGAGCGCACCGAGAGAGCAAAGUCAGAGGUGCACUGGAGAGCUUCACCAGAGGAGAACCUCGCAACUUCGCUGCAGCUGUGGCCUAUCAGCGCCUUCUGCGGUCCACAGGUGACAUUGGCAGCAACCACACCUUUACAGCCCGCCCGCGACCAUUCUCAACUGUUAACACCACUGAGCCACGCCCGCGACAGCAACCCAUGCGCAUCCAGGCCCACUCCUGAAGCUCUGAAGACCAGGCUCAGUUGGUAUCCGGCGACCAAGUACGCACUGCGCAGUACCUACCUUACACACACCACGCAACAGUCGAGACAACGACAACAGCGACGACUGCUUCCACCAGAACUAAUCAUCCAUCACAGACAACCCAAGGGCACAGAUAUCUCGCCCGACCUCAAGCGACACUGUUAUCGGGACCACUCACAUCGCAUCUCCACUCGGACUGACGUCCUGCCCUGCUCUUGGCGUGGCUCUGCGGGUGGCCGACCAACUUCGCCCAUUUGCGCGCCCAACGGCCUGCGACUCGAACAUUCACCUUCUCCUCCGUACCUCUCGCGCCAUAUUUCGACCGCCUUCAAUUUGAACAAUUGUCCGAACCUCGAUUCGAAACUCGUUACCCACCUACCGCGACAGAGCCUCAUUCAAGCGAUCGACGACAGUCCUUUACUCCACGCAGACGAACCCCGACCACGAACACCGACCCCCUGA
Molecule: messenger RNA, 819 nt
Organism: Colletotrichum lupini
Lineage: Eukaryota; Fungi; Ascomycota; Sordariomycetes; Glomerellales; Glomerellaceae
Exons: 6
Coding region: 1-819 (272 amino acids)
Source: RefSeq, a predicted model, not a curated record